Molecule: messenger RNA, 483 nt
Organism: Acanthocheilonema viteae
Lineage: Eukaryota; Metazoa; Nematoda; Chromadorea; Rhabditida; Onchocercidae
Source: the annotation of a GenBank genome assembly
AUGUUGCACCGAUUAUGGAGGCAGGAAACGUUCUUUGACGUUGCGGAACGUUUUCACGUAUCACGUGGUUGGCUUCAAAAUGUUCUGCAGGCAACUUGUUCGCAAGCAUCUUCGAUAGCGCGUUUUGCAGAAAAAAUACCGUCUUUCUGGCCAUUGAAAAAUUUGUUGCCUGAUUUGGUACAGCAUUUGCGAGAUUGUUCACAACAGGAGCUAAUUCCGUUACUUGCACUUGAUGGUGUUAAAAGAGGACGAGCACGACAACUUUAUAAUGCAGGUUUCAAAACGAUUGGUUUGAUUGCUUCAGCAGACUCAUCGAUGUUGCUAUCUACCAUAGAUCAUCUUAAUAGACGACAGGCUAACGCAAUCAUCAGAAGCGCAAAGGUCUUGCUUCGUGAUCAACUAGCGGAAAAAGCUGAGGAGCUGGAGGAACAGUUUGGAAUUAAAGGGACUGAAAUUUUGGCAAAGUUUUUCUCAUCUCUCUAA